This is a messenger RNA of Asterias rubens (European starfish), 3001 nucleotides long. RefSeq lists its product as uncharacterized. Bases 68 to 3001 code for a protein of 977 amino acids. Gene Ontology annotation, molecular function: nucleic acid binding. NCBI's taxonomy places the organism in Eukaryota, Metazoa, Echinodermata, Asteroidea, Forcipulatida, Asteriidae. The transcript has a single exon. Gene Ontology annotation, biological process: DNA integration. The record is from RefSeq and is a predicted model, not a curated record.
AAAAGUAAACUACAAGUUGGAUACAGGGGCUCAAGCAAAUCUCCUUCCUGAAAAGCUGUUUCAACAAAUGAAACCACAGCCAAAGCUUCACGCAGCAAAAGUAAAGGCUACAGGAUAUUCGGGAGUAGACAUACCCAUCACCGGCAAAUGUAUGGUGAAAGUGCAACACAAAAGUAAGAACUACUUCAUUGCAUUUCUAGUCACACCAGGUAAUCAUCAGCCAUUGUUAGGGUUGCAAGCUUGUGAGAAGAUGAACCUCAUAAAAAGAGUACUAAACAUCACUAAAACACCCCUCGAAGUAGAAGAUUUUGCAGAUGUGUUCACCGGGUUAGGAUGCCUACCUGGAACACACCACAUCACAACAAGUGAAGAUGCCAUACCUGUCCAGCAUGCAUGUAGGAAAGUGCCUUUUCCUCUACAGGGAAAGCUCAAAGAAGAGCUGGACAAAAUGGAGCAAAUGCAGGUGAUCACAAAGAUAGACCAACCAACAGAUUGGGUGUCGUCACUCUGCGUCGUUGACAAGAAAAACGGCAAGCUCCGAGUGUGUCUGGACCCACGAGAUCUAAACCGGGCAAUCAAGAGACAGCACUACAAAUUGCCAUCUCGUGCUGAAAUUACAGCACACUUUGCAGGAGCAAAAUUCUUCAGUAAACUUGAUGCCUCAAGCGGAUUUUGGCAAAUCAAAUUAGAUGAUGCCAGCUCAGAACUUUGCACGUUCAUCACACCGUUUGGAAGGUAUCGUUUCCUUCGUCUUCCCUUUGGCAUCAGCAGUGCACCAGAGGUAUACCACAAAAUCAUCCAUGAUCUCUUUUCUGAAGUGCCAGGGGUCAACACAAUGAUGGAUGAUAUCAUCGUUUGGGGUUCAACUCGCGAAGAGCAUGACCAGAAUCUCCGACAAGUACUAGAGAUAGCAGAGCGUAAUAAUCUCAAACUGAACCGAGAAAAGUGUGAGUUUGGGGUGAGAAAAUUGACCUUCAUUGGAGAUGUCAUCAGCGACCAAGGAGUCUUGCCUGAUCCCAAAAAGGUCUCUGCUAUCCUCAACAUGCAGAAACCCCAAAAUAAGAAUGAUGUACAAAGAUUCAUGGGGAUGAUCAACUACAUGGGCAAAUUCAUUCCAGAUCUAUCUACCAAGUCAGCACCACUACGCAGCUUGCUUGACCAGAAGAAUCAAUGGAUGUGGCUUGAAGCACAGGAAAAGGCGUGGCAAGAACUGAAAGUUAUACUGACAACAGCGCCAGUGCUCAGGUUCUAUGACCCCAAAAAGCCCAUCAAGCUAUCAGCUGAUGCAUCAAAGAAUGGGCUCGGUGCAGUUCUACUACAACAGUAUGAUAAUGAAUGGGCACCAGUGGCGUAUGCAUCCAGAGCCAUGACAGCGGCCGAGACAAGAUACGCCCAAAUUGAAAAGGAACUGUUGGCCAUAACCUAUGCAUGUGAACGCUUUCACCAGUACAUCUACGGACAACAAAUAGAAGUGGAAACUGACCAUAAACCACUCAUUCCGUUGUUCACUAAACCACUGUGUGAUUGUCCAUUAAGAGUACAACGCAUGCUCAUCAGAGUACAACGCUAUGACUUGAAAGUGUCUUACACACCGGGUAAAUACAUGUAUACCGCUGACACACUUUCAAGGGCAGUCGAUCCUCAUGCAGAUAAAGACAGCUCCAAAGAGGAUGACAUUCAAGCCUAUGUCAAUACUAUAUUGACCAACAUGCCAGUGUCCUCUAACAGGAAGAAAGAAAUCGCCCUGGAGACAAAACGCGAUGAAACCCUCAAGACACUGAGCACAAUCAUCAAUGAAGGUUGGCCCGACGUGAAGAGCAAAUGUCCAGUUGCAAUCAGCGAUUACUGGAACGCACGUGAUGAACUUUCACAAGCAGACGACAUGUUGUUCAAGGGAACUAAAAUAAUCAUCCCAACAUCAAUGCGCCGAAACAUGCUUGAGAAAAUCCAUGAAGGUCACCUCGGCAUUGAGAAAUGUAAACGUAGAGCCAGAGAAGUGAUGUAUUGGCCUCGCAUCAACCAAGAUGUAGCUGACAUGGUAAAAAAUUGCAACUCAUGUCAAACAUACCAGCCAAAGCAGACGGCAGAAACACUCCAGCCGCACCCUACUCCCGACCGCCCAUGGCAAAAGGCAGGAGCAGAUUUGUUCACACUCAACAGUAAGAACUAUAUAGUCAUUGUAGACUACUUCUCACAAUUUGUAGAAAUUUGCACAUUGACAAGCACAACCAGCGGCACAGUGAUUAACAACUUGAAGUCUGUGUUUUCGCGACAGGGAACUCCACAUGAAAUGUUCACCGACAAUGGACCCCAGUUUUCCAGUGCUGAAUUCAAACGCUUUUCAGCAGAUUGGGACUUCACACACACCACAUCGAGUCCCCACUAUCCUCAGUCAAAUGGAUUGGUGGAAAAUGCUGUGAAAAUUGUCAAGAACAUGAUCCGCAAAACAGUUAACAGUGGCCAAGACAUCUAUAGAGCUUUGCAGAUUUAUCGCAGUACACCACUUGAGUGCGGGAAAUCCCCAGCAGAGCUGCUGUACAACAGAAGAAUUCGUUCCAAUCUUCCCAUGGUGGACAGCUUGCUUGGUUUUAAACAUCUCGACAGUAAAGCAUUCAAGCAAAGAAAGGACGCACAAAAGGAAAAACAAAAGGGUGGAUCCCGUGACCUUCCUCUACUUCAAGUAGGAGAUACCGUGAGGCUGCUGGAUACGACUAAGAAUAUGUGGUCUCAGGGCGGAGUAGUUACAGCCGCAUUGCCAAACCGUUCAUAUCAAGUAGAUACAGGCAAUGGCACGAGACGUCGUAAUAGGCGGCACUUGAGAGUUGCUUCACAACCGCCACAGCAGUGUGACUUCAUCGAGCCAUCAUCAAAAGAACAGGAUUUCGAAACAACCACGACCGCAACAGCAGUUGAGCCGAACAACAACGACAUCACUCAACCAACAGCUACUAUGACCAGGAGCGGACGAGUUGUUAAGCCACCGAUAAGACUUGAUCUAUAA